Molecule: messenger RNA, 924 nt
Organism: Microthlaspi erraticum
Lineage: Eukaryota; Viridiplantae; Streptophyta; Magnoliopsida; Brassicales; Brassicaceae
Source: the annotation of a GenBank genome assembly
AUGAAGUUAUGUGGCAUCUCAUUUCUCUUACUGAUGUUCCCCUGCAAGGAGAAAGCCGACGAGAACCAGGAAGAUGAAACUGAAGUCGAUCGAGCUGCUUCAGGAGUCGAUCGAGCUGGUGAUGACGCCUCGUCGUCUCAACCCACUGAAUCCGACCUACCUACUCCUGCAGCUACAGAGACUGCUCCAGCCAGAGCUUACACACCUAAGGUGCCUUACCCUGUUCCACGGAAGAAGUCCAGAAAAGACUUGGAGGAUGCAAAGUGUAAGGAGAUGUUGAAGGACUUGACUGUGAAGCUGCCUCUGUCUGAUGCUGUUCAGAUGAUUCCUGCUCUGAAGAAGUACAUGAAGGAGCUGAUAUCUGGGAAAGUAGCUGAGGAUGAGAAUGUCAUGCUAGUGUCAGAGGAGUGCAGCGCUGUGCUGCAGAACAAGGUGAUCAAGAAGAGGAGCGAUCCAGGAAGAUUUGUCUUGUCAGUGCAGAUAGGCCAUGACCUUCGCAUGCUCUCUUUGCGAUCUUGGCUCGAGCGUGAACCUGAUGCCAUAUUCUGUGGCCAAGCGAUUGGGAUACACGAAAUAGGGAACACACUCAUUCCAGCAGACUUUGUAGUCCUCGAGCUCGACGAAGAGCCUAAGGAUCCGCUCAUACUAGGGCGAAACUUCCUAUGCACAGCUGGUGCAAUCAUUGAUGUGAAGGGAGGAAUCAUUGAUCUCCAUCUGGGAGAUAUCGUCAUGAGGUUCGAGAUGAACAAACUCCUCAAGAAGCCAAUGUUAGAUGGGCAAACUUAUGUGAUUGAAGAUGGCUCAAACUUGGUGGACGAAGUGAGUGAGGAGAUGCUUCUUGACGACCCUCUGGAGGUAGCUUUGACUAAAGCUGAAGGCGAGUAUGAUUUCCUGAAUGAGGAAGCCGAUGGCUUCGGGAAAUGA